Nelumbo nucifera (sacred lotus) is the source of this 889-nucleotide messenger RNA. RefSeq lists its product as uncharacterized. Lineage: Eukaryota; Viridiplantae; Streptophyta; Magnoliopsida; Proteales; Nelumbonaceae. The record is from RefSeq and is a predicted model, not a curated record.
CUCCUCUCCCUCGUACAAAAUAAUAAAUGUGGAAAGGAUUAAAGCUCGUUGAAGAGAAGCGCUCUCUCUCUGUCUCUCUCUGGUUUGGUCUGGUCUGGUGUCUGUGUCUGUGCAGAGUGCAGAGAAGAGUAAGGAGAAGCUGCCGCUAUGUUGGAUCCAGGAAAUGAUUUAGUUCCUUCGUCUCCGUCAAUCUCCGACGUCUCUUCGUCCGAUCUAGAUACAGAGUCGACGGGGUCGUUCUUCCAUGAUAGGAGCACGACCUUAGGGACAUUGAUGGGAGUGAGCUUCCGGUCUGGCUCAUUCAGGGUAUCUUCUCAGAGAGAAAACAGCGUCGUAUCCGCCUCCUCCGCCGUCACCGGUGGUGCUUCCGCCAACACAGGAGGUGGCGGUAACGGCGGUGGGAGGAAGAGCAGUAGUACUAAGAAGGGGAAGAAUAAGCCGAAGAAGAAAAAAGUGAUGGUGGUGGCACCAACAGCCACGGAGAGGCGGGGGAGAUGGUGGAGGCUAUGCAGGGACGACUCGACGCGACCUUCUUCGUUGGGCGACUUCCUGGAAGUUGAGCGAAGAUUCGGGGAUGGGGCAUUCUACGGAGCGGCGGAGGAGCUGGAAGAAGGUGUGGUGGCUCCGUCGGGCAACGGGCGGGUCUUGUUUGCUGACGGGAGAGUCCUUCCUCCGACUCAGGCUGUCGCGACUCCUCCGACGGCGGGAACCAAUUGUAGAUUCCCGGUACUCCUCAGCGGGAUCUGCAGCGGUGGUGGAGGAUAGAAUUUGGAUCGAAUCUGGUCCUUCUUUUCGUCCUAAAUCUUCUGUAAUGUUGAUUUUGAGAGGAUGAGUGUAUAAAAAUGGAUUUUUCUGAUUUUAAGUUUUAUUUAAAUUGAUUUAGUUUUUA